This is a messenger RNA of Sphaerodactylus townsendi, 822 nucleotides long. RefSeq names its product tetraspanin-3-like. Lineage: Eukaryota; Metazoa; Chordata; Lepidosauria; Squamata; Sphaerodactylidae. The record is from RefSeq and is a predicted model, not a curated record. The coding region runs from base 1 to 822 and encodes 273 amino acids. Gene Ontology annotation, cellular component: membrane. The transcript has a single exon.
AUGUGCACCAUCUCUAGAAUGAAAGGGGUAAGCUUCCGUUCCAGUUUCAGCCCUCCAUUAUUGUGGACCACUGAGACCUGGAGCAGAGUUUCUGCAAAAGUCUUGCUCAUCCUGCUUGGUUUCUGUCUUUGGGGAGUCGCUGUGGCUUUCCUCUUUGGUGGUGCCUUUGUGAUCCUGACCUACAAGAGCUACAUCGUCUUCUUUCAGAAUUCUUUCUUUUCUCUGCCAGGCUGUUUGGCCCUCGUGAUUGCUUCUCUGCUGUUUCUGACUGGUGCUUUGGCAAUAUUUACCCCUGGAAAGAAUUCUCGACAUCAUCAGGGAACGCUGAUGUACCUGUUAAUGGUCCUCUUCUGCCUGGAAGCCUCCUCUGCAGUAAUGACCCAGGUCUACUCUACCCAGGUAGCUUAUCAGCUGACCAGCAGUGUGCACUCUCUAUUUCAUGGGUACAACAGGCCAGUUCCAAAUUACCCCAGCAAUGAGGCUGUGGACGCAAUCCAGCAGCAGCUGGAGUGCUGUGGGAUCUACAAUUACACAGACUGGUUUGUGUUGGCCCUUCCAAGCCAGCUCCAAAGGGGCCCUAAAAGCUGUUGCAAAGAGGUUGCUUCGGAUUGUACUGACAAUGCUAGCCUGCCGGAGACACUGUUUGAAGAAGGCUGUCUCUCAAAGCUAGAAAAGAGGGUGCAUUUUGUUAGGCAUUAUAUGAAUUGGUGUUGUGUCAUUGGAGGCUGUCUGGAGAUGCUAACUGUCAUCAGCAAUGGAGUACUUAUGAAGCAGCAGCCGUUCCAGGAUUUCCGUAUUCUCGAUUCUGCCAAUUUUUCUUAG